Molecule: messenger RNA, 990 nt
Organism: Engraulis encrasicolus (European anchovy)
Lineage: Eukaryota; Metazoa; Chordata; Actinopteri; Clupeiformes; Engraulidae
Product: interferon-induced protein 44-like
Exons: 7
Coding region: 1-990 (329 amino acids)
Biological process (GO): immune response
Source: RefSeq, a predicted model, not a curated record
AUGGUACACAGCCAAAGAGACCAGAGCAAAGACCAGCUCAGGAAAAUUAAACCCAGCUGUCCAACAGUCAGACAACUCCGAAUACUGGUCCAUGGACCAGUGGGAGCUGGCAAGUCCAGUUUCACCAACUCCAUUGACAGCAUCUUCCAGGGACGCAUGAUGGCAGGAGCUGCUGUAGAGUCAGCUAAUGCUGAUGGUAGCUUCACAAAAAGAUUUCAGAUUCUUAACAUCAACGAUGGACAGCACGAAUCAUUCCUGCCAUUUGCCUUCUGUGACACGAUGGGUCUUGAAAACGAGCCAGAGAAAGGAGUUGUGGCAGAGGACCUGGUCAAAGUCUUAAAGGGACACAUCAGAGAUGGUUACAUGUUUAACCCUACAAAAUCCUGCUCCGACAAAGACCAAGGGUACAACAGCUAUCCUACGCUGGCUGACCGUAUCCACUGCAUGAUCUGUGUCAUACCGUCCACUACCAUCUCCAUGAUGGAAGAUGACAUCAUUAAGAAGAUGAGGAGUGUCCGAGCGAAAGCUGCAGACAUGAGGGUUCCUCAGGUGGUGGUCUUGACCAAAAUUGACAUGGCAUGUCAAAAUGUGGCCAAAGACCUCCAGCUUGUCUAUAAAAGCAAGACGAUCAGGAAGAGGAUGGAGGAGUGCAGUAAUCGACUGGGAGUACCCCUGAACUGCAUCUUCCCCAUCAAGAACUACCAUGAGGAGAUCGCCCUGAAGAAUGACGUCGACGUGCUGCUGCUUUCUGCAAUGAACUUCAUCCUCAACUUUGCCAAUGAUCACCUGGCAGCGGCGUCUAGGGAUGGGCUUGAUUUUGGGCCCAGGAUGAGCUUAGCCAGAGAUUUGUCUAGCAUGGAGCACAGUUCCUCUAGCAUGGAGCAUGAUGUUAACUUCAGAAGUCAAGCUCCCUCUGGUGGAGAUACAGGAAAUAGGAGUGAUAGCUCCAAACGACAAUCUGCUUCCUUCCCUGUAGUUCCUCGUCCAUGA